Molecule: messenger RNA, 4295 nt
Organism: Calidris pugnax (ruff)
Lineage: Eukaryota; Metazoa; Chordata; Aves; Charadriiformes; Scolopacidae
Product: heparan sulfate glucosamine 3-O-sulfotransferase 1-like
Exons: 2
Coding region: 385-1314 (309 amino acids)
Molecular function (GO): [heparan sulfate]-glucosamine 3-sulfotransferase activity
Source: RefSeq, a predicted model, not a curated record
GAGGAUGCGAAACUCCGGUAGAAGGGACGCUGUCCUGCGGCCUGCCUUCCCCAGCCCCCGCUGCCCCCCGCCUUGCCUCCUCUGGUCACCGGGGCUGAUGAAUGAAUGACGAUGCGGCCGCCGGUACACGCGUUUCUGUGCAGCGGGCUGUGCCGCCGGCUCCCGGCGCGGCGCGGCGGGUGGGGGAGUGAGGAGAGCGCCGUCCCCUCCGCUCCGGCGCCGAGCCGAAGCCGAGGCCACAGCGUUCCCCAUGGCUCCGGAGGAGAUGCUUCAGAAACUUGCUGUGUGUUUACCACGUGUUCUGACAGCCAGUUUAAGAGGGGACUUACCUGUUCUUUCAUUAGUCGAGCAUAACAUUAUCUUGAAUUAAUUAUUUCUCUCCACAUGGCCUUCGUACUCAUGUCAGCUUAUCUUCUGCUGACUCAUGCUCAGGGUGCUCCAGUUGAGAAUGAGACGCUGUUCGAAACACUGACGUCACAAGUAGGAUUAUUCAGCAAUAAAAGUGAACACUAUUCAGCACAGGUGAGACCUCCUGGCACAAGCCGACAAAUACCUCAGACAAUCAUCAUAGGAGUUCGUAAAGGAGGGACAAGGGCUUUGCUGGAAAUGUUGGAUAUUCAUCCUAAUAUUGUGGUAGCAGCUACAGAAGUCCACUUCUUUGACUGGGAUGAAAAUUAUGUGAAAGGAAUAGACUGGUAUAGAAGUCUGAUGCCGUGUUCUUAUGGAAAUCAAAUUACAAUUGAGAAAACACCAGGCUAUUUUACUUCACCACAGGCUCCAGAAAGAAUUCAUGACAUGAAUAGCUCCAUUAAACUGCUGCUCAUUCUAAGAGAUCCCACUGAGAGAGUUAUAUCUGACUAUACCCAAGUAUAUUACAACAGAGUAGAAAGCCACAAGCCUGUUCAGCUUUUUGAAGAUAUUGUUAUUAAGAAUGGAGCACUUAACACCAAAUACAAAGCUAUUCAGAGAAGUCUAUAUGAUGUUCAUAUGGAAAAGUGGCUUAAGCAUUUCAGUUUGGAUCAGAUACACAUAGUGGAUGGCAAUACUUUAAUCAAGGACCCUCUUCCUGAAUUACAAAAAGUUGAAAGAUUUCUAAAUCUUCCUUCCAGAAUUAUGUCUUCUAAUUUUUAUUUUAACCAAACCAAGGGAUUCUACUGCAUUAGAAGUGAUGGAAGAGAGAGAUGUUUACAUGAAUCCAAAGGGCGCCCCCAUCCUCUUGUGAACAAUACUGUUUUAGAGAAACUGUAUUCUUACUUCAGAGAGCACAAUGCAAAAUUUUACAGAAUGGUUAAUCAUUCCUUUGACUGGAAUUAAUGCCUUUGGAAUCAAUGUUUCUUAAAAAGGGCCUGAAACAAACUCUUUCAAACAUAUCAUUCUAACCUGUAAAGAUUUGUAUUAUGAGAAUUUAACAUACUGGUUAUAUGCUUCAUUGAAAUAACACAUCUUUUAACUCAUUGAAAUGUUGAGGAUAAAUGAGUUUCAUGUAUUUGUAUGAUUACUGUGAGUAAUAUUCUGAGCUUCUUUCUCCCAUCAUGCAAGUACAUUAACUUCAGUGGACUUAUUUCAGAUCUGUAUCUGUUACAAGAUUCGUGCUGUUUUGGAAAAAUGACUGCUUCUAACAGUGUAAAAAUGUAAAUAUUUGAAGUGGUAUUAUCCUAACUGUUAUGUAUUUUUUGUUGUUAGUAUUUUUUAUAUUAUGCACAAUGAUAGUGGUGUUGAUUUCUAGAAUUUUUCAUACAACAAGCUAAAUUGUAUGAUAAAACAGGAGCAUACAUAGUGGCUCCAAUAAAUAAUUCAUCCUCUGUUAAUAUGCUGAAGUUCUUAAUCAAUUAAUAAUAAAUUGAAUCUAUCUGACCUAUGAUUCUGAAUAGGUGAACUAGAAGCUCCCUGUCUCACACUCAUACUAUCUUGGGUUUGGAAAAUAAAAAUAAUCUUCAAAUAAAGAAUAUGUACUGUUUGAAAGCGCUUUAAAUGAGAGUUCUGAAUGUAAAGAAAUUAAAUGAUCCCUGGUAACCUCAAUUUACACUGUUACUCAAUACACUAAGAGCAAACAAAGAAGUGAAUGCCAAAAAAUUACUAAUAUCAGCAACUGUACAAAUAUUUGAUUAUAUAAAUUAUGCCACUUUGCUCUUGAAUGGAAAAGCUCUUCAUUAGUACUACCAUAUUAAUCAUGUUUGUAUUCUGUGACUAGUUAUUCUAUUGCUCUCCUGGCUUUGAUUUACAUAUCUCCUUUGACACAUUGAUUCUUGUUUAAAAAAAAAAAAUUACUUGCUUGCUCUCCAAAAUAUGGAGUAUUUUCAUUUUGUCAUUUCUAAUGCAAAUCAUGGGAUGUACUGUGUUAUACUGUAUAUCUCAGACACAGUGUUCAAUAUACUAAGUAUGACAUACUCACAUUAUAUGCAAAAACCAUACCCAUCCAUACACCUGCUUUAGGAUUUUUUUUUAUUUUUAAUAUCUUUUUGUUUGACAAUAUUGUGCUGGUCUUUUCUCCUUUUUCAGAUAAACAUUUUAUUAUAUAUCAGUACCAAAGAAGAAAAUUAACUUUAAAUGUUAAAGAUGAUACCAGAUAGAACUACAGCUGCAGAUGCGCUUGUUUGACAUUGUACCUUGCAAUGCAGACCCUCUGGUGCACCCUGUCGUAGAGACAUUCAUUAGGUGGAUUCCUCUUUCAGCUUCUCGACACUGGGAGCUGCAGUUGUGUGGGCCCAGUCUGAGCAUCACAGCAUCAAACUCCACCUAAGUCUAAGCCACUGUGCUUCCUACAGGAGUAUGUGUUCCUCAUGUUGGAUUCAGUCUUCCACUUCAGAGGCUAAAAGAUAUAUAGUGCAGCACUAAGUAUUAGGCUUUUGAGACUUUUUGAGAGGGCUUCUUAGAUGUUAGGCAGGUAGCAGUAUUCCACUCAAGCUGGACAGAGUCAGACCCAGCCAGAUUAUAUGGAAAUAACCUUUAUCAAAUAGUCCCUCAAAAAUGUAAAAUGUUAAAAAUAAUAUAAUAAAUCUUAUUCUUUAUCUCUUCUGCUACUUGUAUGUGCAUAUAUAAGAGAAAAUUAUGCAUAGAAUUAGCAUAUAAUUAACUUUGGAAAUUAUCUUUCUCAUGUAUUAUUAUUUACUGCAUCUCUGAUUUCUACAGAUGGCCAAAAUUUUUGUUUACUACUUCUGCUUUUUCUGAGAUUGUGGCUUCUUAAUCAUUAAUAUUUAUUAGAUCUGGGUACUACUUAGAAGUACAAAGUCGAUCUCAACCAGGUGUGGAAAGAACAGGAUGUUCUCUACAAGAACAUUGGAUAGUUAAACUGUAAGAAUUACAGUUGUGUGUCUAACGAUACCUUCUUUGUCAUUUGUCAAGUAAAAAGUUAACCCAGAAAAAUUCUGAACUCUGAAUCAGCAGGUGAUUUAUAUUUGACCAACACUUUGAAUUUUGUGGCCACAAUUUUUUUAUCUGAUAACGGAAGCCCCAAAUCAAGAUUUCCUGUAUUGUUUAAUGUAGCCUGUUCUUUCUGACCAAUGUAAUCUCAGUGAUGAAUGGAAUUCAUUCCAGUCCAUUAAAUUCAGAAAUACAUUAUUGAAGGUAGCAGCAUACCAGCAGUUCAUAACAUAGAUUGUAGGGGGUUUUUCAGCAUUGCUUUCUGUUUCUUAUACAUUCCAAAACUUCCCAUGUUCUGUUUUUUUUUUACUUUUUGAUGAUGAUUCCAUUUAAUAGUAUUGAAUAUGAACAAGGGGUUUUUUUGCAAGAAUCUAAUUUGAAAACAAUGUAUAAUUUAACAAAGGUUUCAGGUAUUUGCCAGUAACUGAAGAGUUCACAUGUCUAGGUCCCAUUCAAUUUCAUAGCCUUCCAAGAACAAAAUAUUAAAAAAAAAAUGUAGUGUCUUUCUAUAUUUAUGCUUGCAGGCAUUAAGCCUUUCUCUUUCUUUGAUGUUUACAGCUAAUCUUUAAAUGAGUUGAAUACAGGAACAGCAGUUGGCAGAAGCUGUACGCAUCUUUGAAAAUGAAGGUCUUGCUGGAAUUGAUCUGUAUGGAUUAGUGUGUCUGCUUGAUUUGUUAGCACUCUUCAUUCCUGCUUAGCAUUUUUGGGAAGAACAGAGUUGAUGGAAUGAAUUUGGUGAUCAUUUUAGAGUUUACUAAUAUCAGAAGAAAUAGAUUAUGCAUAUGAUAAUUUGGGAGAGGGGUUGGUUGUUUUGGUUUGAUUUUACAUAAAUCAAGACUCAUCUGAACUUUGUUUUUGUAAAUGGUUGACAAAGAUGCAACUUGGCCUCAGCGUAACGGAAUUCAAUAAACAUAGCAGUCUAUAAUUUAACAUUA